Elaeis guineensis (African oil palm) is the source of this 2613-nucleotide messenger RNA. The record is from RefSeq and is a predicted model, not a curated record. Lineage: Eukaryota; Viridiplantae; Streptophyta; Magnoliopsida; Arecales; Arecaceae.
UCGAGAGAGAGAGCAAUGAGGAGUCCUUCUGCUCUUCCACUCCCUCCGGAAAUCGCUGCGUCUCUCGCGGCUCCCCGCGAGCCCUCCAACCAUCCAAGGCCGAGCCCCAACCCCAGCCACCGAUUCCCAUUCCAACCCCCCUCCUUGAUCUCCUUCGUCGCCCCUCCUCCCAUGGCCGCCGCCGCCACCGUCUACGCAUCCUCCCAUCUCCGGCGUGGACGAUGAGCGCCUUCGGCCCCGCCGUCUCCCGGCUUCUCCUCGCCUUUCGCCGGCCGCCUCUUCCAUUCCACCGCCCCCCGCUGCCCCCCGUCCCCGUCCGCUUCCACCGCCACAAACCAUGGCAGCCCCGGCGCAUCCUCGACCCCGGUGGCGACGUCGUCCUCAGGUGGAACCGCGUCUUCCUCAUCUCCUGCCUCAUCGCCCUCUUCAUUGAUCCCCUCUACUUCUACCUCCUCUACAUCGGCGGACCCAUCUGCGUCCAGAUCGACCCCUUCAUCCGCGGCAGCGUCACCAUCUUCCGCACCAUCGCCGACCUCUUCUACCUCGCCCAUCUCAUCCUCAAGUUCCGCAUCGCCUUCAUUGCCCCCAGCUCCCGCGUCUUCGGCCGCGGCGAGCUUGUUACCGACCCUGACCAGAUCGCCAUGCGCUACCUCAAGGGUGAUUUCAUCAUCGAUCUUGCCGCCACCCUCCCAAUCCCGCAGAUAUUAAUCUGGUUUGUGAUACCGGCAGUGAGCAGCUCAACAGCUAAUCACACUAACCAUACUCUUUCCUUGAUUGUCCUGCUCCAGUAUAUUCCAAGGUUGUUCCUCAUUUUCCCUUUGAAUGCGAGGAUCGUCAAGGCAACUGGAGUACUUGCAAAGACUGCAUGGACUGGAGCUGCAUAUAAUCUCCUUCUCUAUAUGCUAGCUAGUCAUGGAUUAGGAGCUUUAUGGUAUCUGUUAUCCAUUGAGCGUCAGUACACCUGUUGGAUAACUGAGUGUGGAAAAGAGAAUGGCACCAACAAUGCAGUGACAUGCAUUCCUAGUUUUUUGGACUGUAGCACUGUGGAUUUACCUGAACGAAAAGCCUGGCUUAACACCACCCUUGUGCGAGCUAAUUGUGAUGCCACUAGUGGCAAGACCGAGUUCAACUUUGGCAUCUUUGCAGGUGCCUUGACUAACGAUGUUGUCGCAGGGACCUUCCUUGACAAGUACCUGUAUUGUCUUUGGUGGGGUUUGAAAAACUUGAGUUCAUAUGGACAGGACUUGGCGACAAGCACUUAUGUAGGAGAAACGUCAUUUGCGAUCCUUAUAUGUAUUGUGGGUCUUGUUCUAUUUUCACAUCUAAUUGGAAACAUGCAGACCUACUUGCAAUCAAUUACUGUGAGACUCGAAGAAUGGAGAGUCAAACGAAGAGAUAUCGAGGAGUGGAUGAGGCAUCGCCAACUGCCACCAGAUUUGCAAGAAAGAGUUCAGCGGUUCGUUCAGUAUAAGUGGCUUGCCACUAGAGGUGUAGAUGAAGAAUCCAUUUUGCGUUCUUUACCUUUGGACAUUCGUCGAGAAAUUCAGCGUCACUUAUGUCUUGCCCUUGUUCGCCGUGUCCCAUUCUUCGCACAAAUGGACGAUCAACUAUUGGAUGCCAUAUGCGAACGCUUGGUCUCAUCCCUAAGCACCAAAGAUACCUAUAUUGUUCGGGAAGGUGACCCAGUCAACGAAAUGCUCUUCAUCAUCAGAGGCAACCUAGAAAGCUCCACCACUAAUGGUGGUAGGUCUGGAUUCUUCAACUCCAUAAACCUUAGACCAGGGGAUUUCUGUGGGGAGGAGUUACUGACAUGGGCCUUAAUGCCAAGCCCAAGUGUCAACCUGCCAUCAUCCACUAGAACUGUCCGGUCCCUCACUGAGGUUGAGGCAUUUGCUCUCCGAGCUGAAGAUCUAAAAUUCGUGGCCAACCAGUUCAAGCGUCUUCAUAGCAAGAAGCUUCAGCAUGCUUUCAGGUUCUACUCGCACCAAUGGAGGACUUGGGGAGCUUGCUUCAUACAAGCAGCAUGGAGACGGUACAAAAAGAGAAAACUGGCAAAGGAGCUGGCCACACAAGAAAGCCUCUACUACAUGCAAGUGAUGGAUGAUGAAGGGCCGGCCAGUGAGCAUGAGGGAGCUCCUCUGAUUGCGGAUGGUGGUGGAGGCUCAUUAGUGGAAACUGAUAACGGGAACAUGAAUCAACAUCUAGGUGCAACAAUAUUAGCUACAAAGUUUGCGAAGAACACAAAGAGAGGAGCAAAUGAGAAGAUCCAUCAGCAUAGACCUGUUGAAGUGGAGAUGCCAAAGCUCAUGAAGCCAGCGGAGCCUGAUUUCUCUCUGAGCAAUGAGGAUGAUAUUUGAAAGGUACAUCAUGUUGUGAUGUGAAAAGUGUCAGAGGAACUAGUUAGGAUUUUUUGUGUAAUUGUAGUAACACUCUCAAUGCUUGACUCUUAACAGUAGCAACUUUCAAGCUCUUGUACCUUUAUCAAGUCAACUGGCUGGCAUCUCUGCUGCAGGCUAGUCAAAGAGCUUGUAACUUGUUUAUUCUAGCAAUAGAUUUUGGGCAGGCUUCUGAUUUUAAGCAUCUCAGGAGAUCAAUCCACAUCUUGUAUUCCUU